Messenger RNA from Ziziphus jujuba (common jujube), 1393 nucleotides. Its product is annotated as aspartic proteinase nepenthesin-2. The transcript has a single exon. Gene Ontology annotation, cellular component: extracellular region. Bases 124 to 1335 code for a protein of 403 amino acids. The record is from RefSeq and is a predicted model, not a curated record. Lineage: Eukaryota; Viridiplantae; Streptophyta; Magnoliopsida; Rosales; Rhamnaceae.
AUUACUACUCUCUCUUCUUCAGUUCCUCUGGUCGCCGUUCUUAACCUCAACUCUCGCCGACCCAACAAAAACACCAAAACGACAUGUCGUCAAAAUCAUAUACCACGAUUCACUUCACUCUCCAUGCUACAAUCCAAAAUCCACUCCCACCAAACGCGCUCUUCGCGCUUCAAAACCUCGCUGAACCGUUUCAUCAUCUUAGCAGAAAAAUCAAACAACAGUCACAUCGCCGCCACGGACGACACCCGAGCCGACGUCUUUGCAGAGGACAGCUCGACACAGUUUAUGGCCAACUUCUCAUUCGGGGACCCAGCAGUUGCGCAUCUCCUGACCAUGGACACGGGCAGUAAUCUGUUGUGGAUCCAAUGCCUUCCUUGCACCAAAUGUUUCGGCCAAUCAAGUCCUUUAUUUGACCCUUCCAAGUCCUCCACAUUUACGGCUUUGCCAUGCUCUUCUCCCUCUUGCACCGUCUUACAGCCUGAACACAAAUACGAUCUCUCCGACAACUGCAAGUUCUCUCAUGGAUACUUAGAUGGAACCUUAGCCAACGGACUUCUCGGAACCGAAAUGCUUACCUUCGAGACUUCCGACGACGGACUAAGUACGAUCAACGACGUCGUUUUUGGCCGUGCUCACAAUAACGACGGUUUCAAUGGCCAACCCAGUGGAAUACUCGGUCUUGGACCUCCCAAUCUCUCCUUAGCAACUAAAUUGGCUUCCAAAUUCUCUUACUGCAUAGCAAAUAUAAGAGACCCUAAUUACAGCUAUAACCAGUUGAUUUUAGGAGACGGUGAGAAAUUCGAAGGCGAUUCAACUCCAUUGGAGGUUUUCAACGAGCUUUACUAUCUAAACCUCGAAUAUAUCAGUGUGGGUGGAAAAAAACUCGAUAUCGAUCCCGAAACGUUCAGAAGAAAGCCGUCGGGAGACGGUGGAACUGUGAUCGAUAGCGGGAUGACGCUGAGCUUCGUUGCUAAAGCUGGGUAUGAAGCUUUGAGUGGUGAAGUUGAGAAGUUGAUGGAUGGAUUCGUGAAGCGAGUGAUGGAAACUGAUAUUCCUACGGCUCUUUGCUAUAAGGGGGUCAUAAGCAGAGACCUCGUGGGGUUUCUCGAGGUUAGUUUCGGAUUCUCAGGUGGUGCUGAACUGAGUAUGGGGACGGAGAGCCUGUUUGAGGAAUAUGGAGAAGGUGAGUUUUGCAUGGCUGUGCAUGAAUCCAUGAGCAAAAGUGAUUUGACUGUCGUCGGGAUUAUGGCUCAACAGGGUUAUAAUGUUGCUUACGAUGGUGUUGGCAUGACUGUUUCUUUUCAGAGUAUUGAUUGUCAACUUCUAGAGGGAUAGAUCAUAGUGUGUGACUUUUCAUUUUUCUUGUUAAUUUAAGGUUGUCAAUUUUAUUUUA